This is a messenger RNA of Prorocentrum cordatum, 4137 nucleotides long. NCBI's taxonomy places the organism in Eukaryota, Dinophyceae, Prorocentrales, Prorocentraceae. The record is from the annotation of a GenBank genome assembly.
GUGUCGGAGUCGGUUGCCAAGACCAUCACAUCCAAUCACAACACGCUGCUCAAGAUGCUGUCAUCCAUGCAGGGCGAGGUGGCAAAACAGUCCAGCGCCAUCGAAAGCCAGGUUCAAUCGGCUAUCGCGCCCAGACUCGACUCGCUCAACAGACGCCUCCAGGCCCAGCUCGACGAGCAGAAGCGCAGCAUUGACGCCCUCGAGGGUCGAGCGGACGAGCAUGACAAGUCCAUUCAAGAGCUUCAAGACCAGCUGGCAGAGCUUCGUCGCCAGAUGGCCAUCGCCGAACAGACUCCGAGGAAGCAGCUGGCUGCUCCCACCUCAUUUGACCGCGAGGAGGACACCACGAUCGUUGUUGCCGUCUCCCAGCGUCCAACUACCUUGGCGUCAGUCGUCUCUUCGUUACGCCCGUGGCUCAGUGAGAGUGGUUUCGAUGAUGAGCAAUACGAGAUCAAGCAGAAGGGCGAGUCCCCUGCCAGGAGGUUCGAAAUUUGCUUCUCGGGCUCGGCCGCCAUCGCCUCUCGCCGAGCCAGUAAGGCCACCUCGCUCCUCAAGGGACCCAACGGCUGGAAAGAGUUCUGGGUCGACCCGCCUGGCGCCGAGCGGUGCCGUUUGCACCUCGGCCCCGACAAGUCCCCCAAGCGCAUCAAGACCGAGGUCACCCUCCGCAAGGCCAGGGCGAUCAUCGAGCUGCAGUAUCCCGGCAAGAGGUUCUACUCGGACCGCGAGCACGGCGUCCUCUCCAUCGGGUGGGACAAGAUCAUGCAGGUCAGCGUCUUCCACGGCGACACCCCCCCGAAGAUCUACUGGGACUCGGCGCAGCUGGCCAAGCACGCCAUGGCGAUCGACACGCUCCGCAAUGCGGUCAAGGAGGUGCACCAGGACCACUGCCAGCUCGUCUCGUUCUUCCGCUCGAUCGCCUCGGGCCUCACGAUCCACUCCAGCUUCACCUCGGACGCAGAUGACGGUCAUCGGCGGGGUGGGGUUGCCGUGGUGCUCCCGCCGCUUGCUAGUCAGGGCCCGUCUGCUCCGUCUUCGUCGUCUACUGUUCUGGUGCCUGGCCGAGUGAUGCUAGUCCGAGUUUGGGAUGACUGCCGCACGCUCGACAUUUUCAACGUUCACAACCAUGGACUGUCCGCCCAGCAAGUUCGUGAAGUCGCUGCUGCGAUACGUGCAUCGCAACGUGCUGCCGCCCUUGACCCCGACAUGUACACCACCUUCGUCCUCGGGGACUUCAAUUUUGCCACGCACGAGGCUCUCGCGCUCGCUGCCCCCGCGGCGGCCGUGCGCAAGCUGUCGAAGUGCCACCAUGUGCAGGCACCCAAGUGGCGCCAGGCCCUCGCCCUGCUGACUGAGAUCGCGUGCGAGGACCCCACGCACUACGAGAAGUUCAACGACUCGUGCGCGACGAUCGACCGCGUAUUCUGUUCGAUCACGGGCUGGCAGCUCUGCCAGCUGUUUGUCCAGAUCGGCACGCUUGGCUCGCCUGCGGCCGUCUUUGGCAAAAAGAUUUCCGACCAUGCUGCUGUCGUUCUCUCGCUUGCCUGCCGUCCACCUCGUCCUGUGGAAUCCCGCCCUAUUCCCAAGCACCUGUUCUCUGAGCCUGGUUUCAAGCGUCGCCUGGAGGGGCUGUGCUCUUGCAUCCCGUGGGACUCCAUGUCGCCCCCGUUCAAGGUUGAAAAGUACAAGGAGCUUUUGAAGAUUGCGGCCGCGGAGACCAGGGACGCCCUCUUUCGUGACAGACCACAUCAUCCCCGCACUUGCCUCCUGCUUGCUCGUGCCCUUGCCCGUGUGGUAUGGAGGCAGGACGUGCGCAUGGCUUCCAGGCUCCAGGACUCCCACCCCCUGGCCAUAGACAUGAUAUCGGUCACCAACGGGAAGGUCGAGAUCCGCCAUCCACCCUCUUUCCAGGCUUGGGUCGACCAGGUCCAGACGGAGGCUGCGGAGUCCGCGAAGGGCCAGGAGUUGUUUGCGAACACUAGUGACACGAUCCAGAUUUUUCUGCCCAAAAACGUUACGGACUUGGAGCUGCGCGACGCCAGCUGCUCACGCUCUCCUGACAAGGUUCGGGUCCUGGGCCUCAGGAACUGUGACUUGAAGCUCAUCUCGUCCACUGUCAAUCGGGCGAUUCGCCCCGCCCUGAUCUCCCUUGCCCCGCCGUGCCAGCGGGGUUUCAUACCGGGUAGGAAUUUCGGCAACAACAUCCUCGAGCUCGACGUGUCGUCUCGCCAGAUGUCGAUCGUGCCCCACGGGUCCUCCGAUAUCCCUGUGCUGUAUUCCCUGGACUUCGGCCAAGCCUUCCCGUCUCUGAAUCAGGACUUCCUCAUUCUCUCCCUCAGGGCUCUCAAGCUGCCUGACGCUUUCGUGUCCUUCGUCGCGUUCCUUUAUGCUUCGGUGGAGGGGGUGGUCUCGCACUUAGGCUCGCUUGUGCACAUCUUCUGGACCCAGAGCGGCAUCAUCCAGGGCUGUGCCCUGUCGGGCACUCUCUAUGCAUUAAGUACGGCCGUCUUCCUGGUCGACCUGGCGUCUCGGGUGGAGGCCGCUGGCCUUGGCCUGGUUCGGGCCUGUGCUGAUGACAUUGGGGGUACGCUAUUGUCCAUUCGGCACCUUGUUCAGGUUUAUCAGGUCAUGAAGCUGGCCUCGGACAUGGCCAACCUCGCUCUGAAGGUCUCGAAAUGCAAGAUUGUCCCGCUCUCUGACAGGUUCUCGCCCAGCCUCUCUACAGCAGUCUCCCAGUGGGUUUCCCGCGUGGUCCCCGAAUGGAGCUCGUUCGAGGUGGCCCCCAAGCUGCUCUACUUGGGCCUCUGGAUGGGACCUGCUGUUGUUCCGUCCACGUCGUGGAUUGACCCCGUCGCCAAAUUGCGUCUCAGGGCCCAAGCCAUUGGGCGGGGAACCACUCCCGCCAGCCUUUCCGCUACACUGUACAAUACGCGGGCCGUCACGACAAUAUCGUACGUUGCCCAAUUCUGCUGGCCACCAGCGUCUGUGUUGCAGCCCGAGUUGUCGACGCUCGCGCAGGUGUUCCGCAUUCCGCUCGGCACCUUCGCCCUCGACCACUGGACGCAGCUCGCACUGUGGGGCGGCCCUCGGUGCACGCGGUGGGGGCACCUGGCCGCUGCCACCAUCUCGCGGGCUGCGCUGCACACGUUCCCUGCCUGGGAGGCGCUUCUCCAGCAGCUGCGGGACCACGCGAGCUCUGCCCCGUACGAUGCCACCCUAUCCAUGCUUGCGUCAGGUAAGCCGUACCCGUCCUUCUGGCUGGCCCCCGCCUUCGUGGAGAAUCUGGAGCUGGCGGCCGCGGGCACCCCUCCUCCUGGCCCUCUGGCUGUCUUUGGGGCUCGAGCUGCCGACGCUGCGCUGGCAGAACUGCGUGAGGGUGGCCGUCCUCGCCCUCGUCCUCAGCGUGCGGCGCAUGUCGCUCUGCGGGACCUGGCGUGCCUGAACAAGCCGAUCACCGACCUCUUCGUGCUGCGCCUGAGGAAGUUUGCAGGCAGGUCUGCGGGCCUCCUUGCGCACAUCGACUGGGGCGUGUUCAAGAGCGUCCUCGCCCGCUGCCCGUGUUCAUGGGCCAUGGCUGUCUUGCGCACCUGGACGGAUGGGUGGAUGACCUCGGCCCGUAUCAUCUCGCCUGAGGGGCAGAAGCCGUGCGUUUUUGGGUGUCUUGGCAAGCUCGACUCGCUACGUCACUACGCGAGAUGCCCAGUCAUGCACCGCGCCCUGCGGCAGGCCCUCGCGAGACCGUUCCCGCUCCCGUGGAUGACCAGAUGGGGUCUUUCUGAUCCCUCGCUUGCCACCUUCUCGGCCAUGGCGGCCGCCUACAACAUGUACAACGAAGCGAGUUGCGCUCUCGCGGGUGCACGCUCGAUGCAGCUUGCGUCACCGAUGAAGUGCACGGAGAUCGACCGCGACCAGCUCGUGUCCUGCGACGCCGCUGGCUACGUGCACCCCAUCGGCCUCGCCGACAUCCUCCCCGCCUCCCUCCGCGCCCCCGUCGUCGACGCGAUCCACUUCAGCUCCGAGGGCGCCCCCCUCAUCGCCAACGGCGUUGCGAGCUUCAUGGAUGGCGGCUGCCUCUGCGUCAGUGUCGCCGACAGCCACAAUUUCGCCCUGUGCACCGGUGUCGCCGUCCCCGCCAAU